AUGGAGGUCAGCCGGGGGGCUUCCCUCUAUUGCAGCUGUCCGUCGUCGUCGUCGUCUUGUCGUCCGGCUCACGCAGCUGCGGCGGGGGACAACGAUGGGAGCGAUCCUCGUACCUCCUCUGCGCGGCCACAGGCGGUGGAAGCAGAAGGAGUCGCGGCGGGAGUUAGGGAGGCGAACGGUUUGGAAGGAGGCGGCGUCUCUCAGUUCAUCCCGCGGUUGAUUUCGGGGGCGGUGUCCGGAGCGCUCACCGGUCUCUUCGCUUUGGGUAAGUGAUCAUUCAGACGCCUGGAAUUUCUGAUUGUGAGAUUUGUCUCUUACCGAUCCGGCGGGGUGGGCCAUCGUCGUCGAGUGAAACAAUUCAGAUACCUGAGACGUUUGUCUAUCUAACUAUUUCGCAGAUCGUCAGACGGAACUGCGAGGGGGAUGAUCUGAUGUAUACGAUUUCUCAUAGCCCAUCUUACAUGGGUGCUAGUUGAACCCUGUUAUUUAAUAAAUCGCGUCCGGGUUAGUGCUAUUUGAUGAAUUUCUGGGUUAGUGGAUGUCUGCGGUUUGAUCCAUAAGACGUUCCUCUUAUCAGAUGCUUCCGGCGUUAAUUCUUGGUUAAUGAUGGAGGAUAUACAGUUCAUGCUGAGGUGCUCGGCACCAUGGCACGGGAGGCUAAGUGUUUGGAUAUCCCUUACCAUUUGGUAAUAAACGUUCAAAUCCAUCAUGAUUGAUUCUAGGAAGACAUUUCAAUGCCUCGAGAGGUCAUUUCAUGCGGUCUGUGCCCGAAAAUUUUGAGAGCUUUCACUCAGUUAUUGCUGAGGAAUGCAGACGAGCUUGGAACCUCUGUGACAGGUGAAACUAACUUUGUUACUGUUUUUUUUUUUUAUUGUUAUUUUUUACCUUGCGACCGGAUCAUGUUUUCCUGUUUAUCCUCUUAGUCGAUGGAAACACUUUCCAGGGUAGUUGUUAUAGACUUGUUAUGCUUAUAGUGGGUAUAAGACGUCACAUUGACUUGAAUUUUUCUAGGGGACCCAUCAACUGAAAUUAAACAUCCAAGUGAUCAGAGUGAAUAUGCUGUUUUAUGCAUAUAAACCCGGUUAAAACUUUUUAAAAAAUGAUGAUUGAGUAUUUUUUUCCUCGUGUAGGUAGUAUUUUUUUCCUAUAUCUGUAACACUUCUGAUAUUUCGUUGCCUCCAUUGCCAGCUGGCGCUGUCACUGGAGCGGUCUCUGGUGCAUUGGCAGGUCGAGCUACUGAUAGUGGUGUUCUUCGUGGAGCUGGUCUAGGGGCUGUUGCCGGAGCUGUCCUCUCUGUCGAAGUUUUAGAAGCAUCCCGUGCUUAUUGGUACGCGGAUCGAUUUGGCUAUCGAAACCCCUCCUCAAUGGUAAGCAGAAAACUCAUGAGAAAUACCCGAGCUAGAAUGCAUAUUUCAUCACCUCUAUCAUUGAUCCUACGCAUAUUUCGUUGCCACUUGUCCUCAUAAAAUGUGUUUUGUAUUCCGUGACCUACGUCAAUGACAGCGUUUAAAACUUCUACAUCAAGCUGGCAUUGUAAUUUCAUUUUUCCUUGUUCGUUUCGUUCUGGCAUUUAAUAUGCCAGAUAAUAAACCUCCUAUAUUUCAAAGAUAUUAGCCAUCUAACUAUUAACUGCGUAUGCAGUUCUUCUCUCUCUCUUCCCCCUUCCUUGGCUGAACAGUUCUUAAUUCCCUAAUAAGCACUUUUAUUUGCCCCCCUCGCUUCUUUCUCUGCCAACCGCACAGGUCACCAGUUCAACGUCUUUUCUACAUUCACUUUUCUCUACUAUAGAGCAUGAAGUUGCAUUUCAUGUGCCCGCUUCUUUAGAAUAUUUACGGUGUACUAUAAUGGGUAAUACCAGGACAUGUUAUUACGCACUUGAUUUCUUCUGAUAUAAUGCGUGAAACAAUGGCCUGUUUUCUCGAGAAUAGUAGCUGAUUAGGAGAUGCACGGUAAAAAGUUUAGAAAACCAUCUAAGUGUUGUUCGUGAUUUUUCUCUUUAUCAGGCAGAUUUCAUUGAUGAACUCCUCCGUGGUCGAUUUGUGAGGGACCAAUUUGCUCCAGCAAUGUUCACUGCUUAUCGUUGGCAGGUGAGUUUGCUUCUAUCAUGUCUCCUUUUACCAUUUAUGGAUCCCGAUUUCCUAUGCACCGAUGAAACUCCCAUGAUUGAUAUCAGCUAUUUCUGGCAUACCCCUUAAGAGUAAUAGUCAUCAUGCCAACCCUCAGGAAGAUAAGAUAUUGGCCAGAAGAAAAAUCAUCAUGCCAACUAUCUCACUUAUGGCCCUCUCGUCCAGUCCAUCUGCCUUCUGUGCUCCCUCUCUGCUCCGAAUGGCCUCAUGCUCCCACUCCUGCUACGGACCAGACUUGGGACCAGAUUUAGUAAUGUUUCAGCAGAGAGUGAGUCUUUCUGUCUUUCCUUGGGCUCCGCAGAUCAGCAUCUCGGACUUGGGACACGACGAAAACUACGACCUUUUCGGUGAAAUCUCCCCAAGGGGCCUCUCCAGCGAGUCACUGAAGAGACUCCCCCGCCACGUGAUCGAGGAAAACCCGAACGGCUGCGGUGAAAGCACCAUCUGCACCAUCUGCCUACAGGUAUCCCUCUCUCUCUCUCUCUCUCUCUCUUCUGUUUCUCUUGUUUGUCUCGGGAUCUGCUGAUCCUUCCAAUUAAAGAAGGUUGACCCGCUGCUCCCGGCAGGACAUCGAAGUGGGCGACACCGUCCGGAGCCUUCCUCGCUGCUCGCACACUUUCCACCUGGUGUGCGUUGACAAAUGGCUCAUCAAGCACGUGUCCUGCCCAAUGUGCCGCCGGGACGUGUAG
Spirodela intermedia is the source of this 2815-nucleotide messenger RNA. NCBI's taxonomy places the organism in Eukaryota, Viridiplantae, Streptophyta, Magnoliopsida, Alismatales, Araceae. The record is from the annotation of a GenBank genome assembly.